Messenger RNA from Micropterus dolomieu (smallmouth bass), 922 nucleotides. RefSeq names its product citrate synthase lysine methyltransferase (gene cskmt). The transcript is spliced from 2 exons. The record is from RefSeq and is a predicted model, not a curated record. Bases 112 to 870 code for a protein of 252 amino acids. Lineage: Eukaryota; Metazoa; Chordata; Actinopteri; Centrarchiformes; Centrarchidae.
AGCAGAUGCCUUCUCGGUACCGUUUUCAUGAACGCUGUUGGUAUCCCAAAAUAAUCCGGGCGGAGUGAGAGCUCUUCGGCUGGACAGACGGGAGUGACAAACUGAGGGAAAAUGUCUCCGUUUUCAAAGUCGUUGACGUUGUCAGGCAGGAGAAUAGUUGCAGCUUGCGCACGGAAUCACUCCUCUCUUACAACUGAACUGAUUGAAAACAUGGAUAAGAAAGCAACCUGGGACCGCUUCUACACUGAGAGCAGCAGCAGGACAUCCACCUUCAAAAACUUUGAGUGGUUCUUCAGCUUUGAUGCUGUCCGAGACUUCAUCAUGCCCCUUUUGCAGACCAAGUCCCACGCAGAUGCUCUGCUCCAAGUCCUGGAUAUGGGUUGUGGCACGUCUGCUCUAGGGCCCUGUGUUUACAAACACUCUCCCCUCCCGGUCCAGGUCACUUGCGCUGACAUUUCCCCCGUAGCUGUGCGACUAAUGCAGGAACACAUCCAAGCCAAAGCCAUUCAACCUCACAAUCUUUCUUCUCUGCUUGAGUUUGUAGAGCUGGACUGCACACAGCUUCACAAGCACUAUGGUUCUAUCAGCGUGGACCUUAUAGUGGAUAAGGGCACCACAGACGCCUUGUUGAGGUCUAAGGAAGGGGAAAGGAAGGCCGGUCUGGUGCUGAAGCAGUGCUUGAAGGUGUUGCGGAGCUCAGGAUCUCUGCUCCAGUUCUCCGAUGAGGACCCUGAUGCCAGGCUGCUGUGGCUGGAGACUGAGGCACAGGAGCAUGGCGUGAUGGCGGCAGAUGUUGGGGUGCAGGAGGUUGGGGAGAUAAGGGGAGUGUCUUACUACUGCUACCAAGUGAUUCCUCGUCCUCUUGUAUAGCAGCACAUUGUACAUCUGGACGGUCAUAAGAUUAAAUGAGUAAAUUAUUGAA